Salvelinus sp. IW2-2015 is the source of this 5873-nucleotide messenger RNA. NCBI's taxonomy places the organism in Eukaryota, Metazoa, Chordata, Actinopteri, Salmoniformes, Salmonidae. The record is from RefSeq and is a predicted model, not a curated record.
CCCAUCCUGCAGUUGUAUAUGGUCAUGACGGGGGCAUUCCAGGGAGUCCAGGGGCCUGACGCGAGCUUCAGGGGUGCCGAGCUUUUUAAAAACCUGUCCUGCCUAGAGCUUCAUUUAGCUACUCAAGUGUAACGGACAUCACCAAGCUGCCGCCGCCGACUUCGUAGGGCUACUAGCGGUCCUGUCCACAGACAACGCCUUCAUCUUUCUACAGUCUAUUCUUCUUCCGUGCCAAGGUGUCUAUUAGGAUGCAGCUACCACUUYUUUCACUAUUCUGAUMAAUUUAAAGCCAGGAGAUCGUCCACGUUGGAAACGAUAAACGGAUUAUUUAAUUAAUCAUCCCACUGACAGACUGCUUGGUUUGACAAGCUCCACUCCCAUCACAAKUACAAACGAAAAUCUCGCUUACUCUUUCUUUCAUAUUUUUCCUAGUUUUAUAACUUUUUUCACGGCAAGCUUGGCACUGGCCCGCAAUAAACAUUUUUUUAAAUUUCUUUCCACGCUCCCUUGCGUGCCGUAACGUUCACACACUGGCCCCACUGAUUGUGGUAUAAAAAAGGGCMCGGAAACCGACAACAUGAUGAGCAAUAAUACGUACUACGAGCAGCAGCAGCCGCCGCAGUACUACCAGAGUACUGACAACGGGGACGACGAGGAAGAGAUGCCGGCUACGGAGAAGGACCUCGCUGAGGAUGCGCCCUGGAAGAAAAUCCAACAGAACACCUUCACCAGGUGGUGCAACGAGCACCUCAAGUGCCUCAACAAGCGGAUCAACGACCUACAGAAAGACCUGACCGACGGGCUCAAGCUCAUCGGUCUUCUGGAGGUUUUGAGCCAGAAGAAAAUGUACAGAAAGUACCACGCCAGACCUAACUUCAGACAAAUGAAACUGGAAAAUGUGUCCGUUGCGCUGGAAUUCUUGGAGAGAGAACACAUAAAGCUGGUAUCGAUAGACAGCAAGGCCAUCGUGGAUGGGAACCUGAAGCUUAUCCUGGGUCUGAUCUGGACUCUGAUCCUGCACUACUCCAUCUCAAUGCCCAUGUGGGAGGACGAGGACGAUGAGGACRCCAAGAAGCUGACCCCCAAGCAGAGGCUGCUGGGAUGGAUCCAGAACAAGGUGCCCCAGCUGCCCAUCAACAACUUUCACCGUGACUGGAGGGACGGCAAGGCCCUGGGAGCCCUGGUUGACAACUGUGCCCCAGGCCUGUGUCCUGACUGGGAGACGUGGGAUCCYAGCCAGCCUGUGGAGAAUGCCAGGGAGGCCAUGCAGCAGGCUGACGACUGGCUCGGUGUGCCCCAGGUGAUAGCCCCUGAGGAAAUAGUGGAUCCCAAUGUGGACGAGCACUCGGUGAUGACCUACCUGUCCCAGUUUCCCAAGUCCAAGCUGAAGCCUGGUGCCCCGCUGCGCUCCAAGACUCUGCACCCCAAGAUGGCCAAGGCCUAUGGACCAGGUAUUGAGCCCAGAGGUAACAUGGUGCUGAAGCCGGCUGAGUUCGUCGUGGAGACAGUGGAGGCGGGGCUAGGGGAGGUGCUGGUCUACGUGGAGGACCCAGAGGGACACACAGAGGAGGCCAGAGUGAUCCCCAACAAUGACAAGAACAGGACGUACUCUGUCAUCUACCUGCCCAAAGUGGAGGGCCUUCACAAGGUGAAGGUGCUGUUCGCUGGGCAGGACAUAGACAGGAGUCCUUUCGUGGUGAGUGUGUCCAAGGCCAUGGGAGAUCCCAACAAGGUGCAGGCCAGAGGACCAGGACUGGAGCCUGUAGGCAACGUGGCUAACAAGCCUACCUACUUCGACAUCUACACAGCAGGUGCCGGUGCUGGAGACGUGGGUGUAAUCAUCGUGGACUCCCAGGGCAGAAGAGACACCGUGGAGAUCAUUCUGGAAAACAAGGGGGACAGUAUUUUCCGUUGCACCUAUUGCCCUAUCCUGGAGGGGUCUCAUGUUAUCUAUGUGACGUUUGCUGGGCAGCAGAUACCCAGAAGCCCUUUCACUGUCCACAUCUCAGAGGCCAGCAACCCCAACGUGUGCCGGGCMUCAGGGAGAGGUCUCCAGCCUAAGGGGGUGAGGGUGAAAGAGGUGGCUGACUUCAAGGUCUACACCAAGGGAGCCGGCAGCGGAGAGCUCAAGGUCACCAUCAAGGGGCCAAAGGGACUAGAGGAGCCUGUGAAGGUGCGUGACGCAGGAGAAGGGGUAUAUGAGUGUGACUACUACCCCAUCAUGACUGGCAAAUACACCAUCACCAUCACCUGGGGCGGACAGACCAUCCCACGCAGGACGAGUAGCCCUCUCAGGAACAGGGUUGAAGAGCCUGUGGUGACCAUCGGAGAGGGCAGCCACCCAGAGAAUGUGAAGGUGUAUGGUCCAGGUGUGGAGAAGUCAGGUCUGAAGGCCAACGAGCCCACCUACUUCACUGUGGACUGCAGCGAGGCAGGACAAGGGGAUGUCAGUAUCGGCAUCAAGUGUGCUCCCGGCGUGGUUGGUCCUGCAGAGGCCGACAUCGACUUUGACAUCAUCAAGAACGACAACGACACGUUCACAGUGAAGUACAUGCCCCCCGGCCCCGGACGCUACACCAUCAUGGUGCUGUUCGCUGACCACGAAAUACCCAUCAGCCCUUUCAGAAUCAAGGUGGACCCCUCUCAUGACGCUAACAAGGUGAGGGCGGAGGGACCCGGACUCAACAAGACAGGUGUGGAGGUAGGUAAGCCCACCCACUUCACCAUCUACACCAAGGGAGCGGGCAAGGCCAAGCCUGAAGUGCACUUCACCGGAGCAGCCAAAGGGGACGCUGUCCGAGACUUUGAGAUCAUUGACAACCAUGACUACUCCUACACCGUGCGCUACACUGCAGUGCAACAGGGUAACAUGUCUAUCUCAAUCUGCCACGGCGGUGACCCCAUUCCAAGAGCCCCUUCAACAUCACUGUGGCCGCCCCUUGACAUCAACAAGAAGUCGACGUUGGAAGGCUCAGGAGUUCACAGUGAGCUACGCACGGGCGCGGUGGCCAGGCAAGUGGAUGUGACAGAUCACCUCGCCCUCUCGUCGCCAAUCCCCUGCAAGCUGGAGUCUGACACGGCCACGAAGUCACACUGUGAAGUACAUUCCCCUGAGGAGGGCCCUACAAAGUGGACAUCAGCUAUGAUGGGAACCCUGUGCCGUGAGCCCUUCACUGUGGAGGGGGUGAUGCCCCCUGACCCUCAAAGUCUCACCCCUGCUGUCUCUCAGGUGCGUGCCUAUGGCCCAGGCCUCCAGGGAGGCAUGGUGGGCAAGCCGGCCCCCUUCGCCAUUGACACCAAGGGUGCGGGCACCGGCGGGCUGGGCCUGACCGUGGAGGGGCCAUGCGAGGCCAAGAUCGAGUGCCAGGACAACGGCGAUGGCUCCUGCUCUGUCUCCUACCUGCCCACAGAGCCCGGYGAAUACGCCAUCAACAUCCUGUUUGCCGAGCAGCACAUCCCCGGCUCCCCCUUCAAGGCCAUGGUACAGUCCGUGUUUGACCCCAGUAAGGUCACGGCCAGUGGGCCAGGCCUGGAGAGAGGGAAGGUCAACGAGGCAGGGUCGUUCGUAGUGGACUGCGCCAAGGCUGGGGACGCCGAGCUGACCAUUGAGAUUAUUUCMGAUUCGGGGUCGAAGGCGGAGGUGCGUGUUCAGAACAACAGUGAUGGGACCUAUUCUAUCACGUACAUCCCACAGUUCCAUGGCAUGUAUACUAUCACCAUUAAAUACGGGGGGCACGCCGUGCCCAAGUUCCCCGCCCGUGUGCAGGUGGACCCAGCCGUGGAUACCAGCGGGCUCCACAUUCCUACUGCAUCUGUGUUGUCCACAGGGGUCCUGAGGGAGGUGACCACCCAUUUCAUCGUGGAUGCCCGUGCCAAGAGCAAGACCGGGGGCAGCCAUGUCAAGGCCCGCAUCGUCAACCCUUCAGGCGCCAACACAGACGCCUACAUCACUGACAAGGGAGAAGGCACCUACAGAGUGGAAUACGCUGCCUAUGAGGAUGGGAUACACCUGAUUGAGGUGCUGUAUGAUGAUGUGGCGGUGCCUAACAGUCCGUUCCGUGUCCCGGUAACGGAGGGUUGUGACCCCAGCCGUGUCAGAGCCUACGGUCCUGGUCUGGAGGAGGGCCUGGUCGACAAACCCAACCGCUUCACCGUGGAAACCAGGGGUGCUGGUACAGGGGGUCUGGGCCUGGCCAUCGARGGUCCAUCAGAGGCUAAGAUGUCCUGUAAGGACAAUAAAGAUGGCAGCUGCAGUGUGGAGUACAUCCCCUUCACCCCGGGUGACUAUGACGUCAACAUUACCUUCGGAGGCUUGCCCAUCCCAGGGAGUCCUUUCCGUGUGCCAGUGAGAGAGCUGGUGGACCCAAGUAAGGUGAGGUGUUCAGGCCCAGGGCUGGGUAGUGGAGUCAGAGCCCAUGUUCCUCAGACCUUCACUGUGGACACCAGCAAGGCUGGCCUCGCCCCUCUGGGRGUGGUGCUGUACGGACCUACUGGAGUGGCUGAGCCAGUGAACAUCACAGAUAAUGGAGACGGAACACACACAGCGACCUACACCCCGGCCAAGGACGGCCCGUACACCGUGUGUGUGAAGUACGCUGACCAGGAGGUCCCUCGCAGUCCUUAUAAGAUCAAGACAUUGCCUGCUCAUGAUGCCAGUAAGGUGCKUGCCAGUGGGCCAGGUUUGAAUGCCCAGGGUGUGCCUGCCAGCCUGCCYGUGGAGUUCACCAUCGAUGCCCGCGAUGCUGGCGAAGGCCURCUCACUGUGCAGAUACUGGACCCAGAAGGCAAGCCGAAAAAGGCCAAUAUCCGUGACAACAGAGAUGGGACGUACACAGUGUCCUAUGUACCAGACAUGGCAGGGCGCUACACCAUCACCAUCAAGUAUGGAGGAGACGAGAUUCCCUACUCACCCUAUCGUAUCCAUGCCCUGCCCACUGGAGACGCCAGCAAGUGUCUGGUCACAGUUUCCAUUGGAGGACAUGGAUUGGGUUCAGGCCUCGGACCCACCAUCCAGAUCGGCGAGGAGACCGUCAUCACCGUGGACGCAAAAGCUGCUGGGAAGGGAAAGGUGACCUGUAAGGUGUCGACGCCAGAUGGGGCGGAGCUAGACGUGGACGUGGUGGAGAAUUCCGACGGAACGUUUGACAUCUACUACACGGCUCCGGAACCCGGGAAAUACGUCAUCACCAUCCGCUUUGGAGGAGAACACAUUCCAAACAGCCCCUUCCACGUGGUGGCCAGUGAUACCGUCCCUAUAAUAGAGGAACCGUGUGACAAGCUCCAGUUACAACAGCCCUACCAGGCCUACCAGGGCUACCCCCCUCACUGGGCCACAGAGGAGCCCGUCACCCCCGGGGAUAUCAUGGAGCCUAUGCUCCGCCCCUUCAACCUGGUCAUUCCGUUCACCGUUCAGAAGGGAGAGAUCACAGGUGAGGUGCGUAUGCCCUCAGGUAAGACAGCCCGUCCUAACAUCACAGACAACAAGGAUGGGACAGUCACAGUGAAGUACGCCCCUACAGAGAAAGGCCUGCACGAGAUGGACAUCAAAUAUGACGGAAACCACAUCCCAGGAAGUCCCCUCCAGUUCUAUGUAGAUGCCAUUAACAGUGGUCAUGUGACAGCUUAUGGUCCUGGUCUGAGUCACGGCAUGGUCAACAAACCUGCCACCUUCACCAUCGUCACCAAGGAUGCAGGGGAAGGUGGCCUGUCCCUGGCGGUGGAGGGUCCCUCUAAGGCAGAGAUCAACUGUAAGGACAACAAGGAUGGAACCUGUACUGUGUCCUACCUUCCCACUGUACCAGGAGACUACAACAUCAUCGUCAAGUUUGACAACAAACACAUCGCCGGCAGCCCCUACACUGCCAAGAUCACAG